Messenger RNA from Triticum aestivum (bread wheat), 6055 nucleotides. Its product is annotated as putative 1-phosphatidylinositol-3-phosphate 5-kinase FAB1D. Bases 827 to 5677 code for a protein of 1616 amino acids. Lineage: Eukaryota; Viridiplantae; Streptophyta; Magnoliopsida; Poales; Poaceae. Gene Ontology annotation, biological process: phosphatidylinositol phosphate biosynthetic process. Gene Ontology annotation, cellular component: endosome membrane. The transcript is spliced from 11 exons. The record is from RefSeq and is a predicted model, not a curated record. Gene Ontology annotation, molecular function: 1-phosphatidylinositol-3-phosphate 5-kinase activity; ATP binding.
UUUGUUUCGCUGUUCGUUAGUUGCCGCCGUAGGCUUGCGCCGCCCGCCGUCUCCUUAGUCCCUGCGUGCUCCCCGGCCAUCGGGCUACGCCUCGACGCCCGCCACCUCUCUCCUGCCGCGGACAGUCGUUGAGCGUUGCUGUGCCGCCGGCUUAGUUUUUUUUACCAGAGUUGCGUGUGCUGCAUCCGGAGGUCAGGGGCCGAACAUUUGGAUGCAUCCGUAAGUCUAUGGGCUUAAGAAUUUUAUAUUUGACGACAUGAUAGGUGAACUACAUGUGGACUCGGUGCUUUCCACUGUAUAGAUUAUUUGGCGUCUGGCUACUACUGUUGGGACAGUCGGUGUCCUUCAGCAACACCUGUUUUUGGAACUUUUUAGUUUACUUGCCCAUGUUCUUAGAAUCCUAGUAGUACGUAUUAUUUUCGGGAGUACUGUACACCAUUCAAAUUUAUUCUGUAUUAUUUUCGGAUGUUACAUGAGCUUAGUGGUGUGACUUUGUAGAAUCCACUGGUUGCUAUUAUUUCGACACAGUAACUUAUUUUGCACUAUCUCUGUAAUUCUGGUGUGUCCUCUGAACUUCUGCUUCCAAAUUCCCAAUUUACGCUGGAACUUACAAACCAACGUACAACUAGACAAGCUCAAUGCGAAUAACUGGAGAUUCUUGUAGUGCUGACCUGGAUAUUUGUAAAAUUCUUAGAUCGCUGUGAUGGAUAUUAUAUAUUUCUAUGCGUAGUCCCUUCAGUUCUGGGACUAGCAGUCAAGAUGAUUCAGGGCUAUUAUAUUUGCAGGUGGUCAUAUUUUUUGCUUGAUAAUCUGGUAAAUCUGUGUCAUGAGUAAAAUGUGUCAUGCAGUUGACUCAGAAGAGGCAACCAUGGAUGGGGAAAAUAACGUCCUUACCUGUAGUGAUUCUUGCUGGUACAAGUGUAGCCAUGGUAUUGAUUCAUCAGUUACAAAUGGUGAGAUGGAAUGGCUGAGCAUGCAGACAAGCUCUUGUGGCACUCCUUACAACACUCCUUACGGCUCUCCCCGUUUUAGCAGAGGAAGUUCUUCUUCCAGCUUUGCUAGUUGCUUUUCAAGCUUUGGUGGCUCCCUCAUGGAUACCGACUCUGAAGAGGAAAUUGAGCUCCUAGAUACCGGUCAACUUCAUCCUGAUAUCUUCGUCAGUGAUGAAUUUAUGGAGCAAGGAGAAGAGAAUCUAGUAAAAGAGGAAGAAUGUGAACCCAGUCAUACUACUGUAUUCAGUGGUGGUGCUAAUAUUCCCAUCCCGCCUGACCAAAAUAUUCUAUCUAGUCAAACGCAGUUGGAGACUGAUCAAGGUGCCACCAAGGAAAGUUUUGAUGCUGGUAAUGUCAUCUUGGACACAAAUGUAUCUUCCGAACCUGAUCGAGAUAUCCUGACCAAUGAUCAACUUACAGGAACACAAUAUGGUGAGGAGGUUACUAGCCUUCCCAUGCCAGGAGGUGAAAUAGUUCCAUUGAAUGAGCAAGUUAUGGAUCAGGUUGACAGUAAUAAGGAAAAUACUAUAGUUUACAACAACAUAUUGAAUGCUGAGUCCGGCAUGAAAGCAGAUGCUGACUCUGAGAAUGGAAUUAACUGCCUUUAUCCACUAGUUUUGCCCAGUUUUGAGACAGACCCUUUCAUUUGGUUACCACCAGACCCAGCAAAUAAGGAGGAGGAUGUUGAUACUCUUGCUAACCCCGAUGAUGAUAGUGACAAUGAUACUAAGUGGGGUCAGUCAAGUUUGAAUCCUAGCUUUGACGAGGAAGGAAGCAAUAAUAGCCGUGAAGAUCAAUUGCAGAAAGCAAUGUCAGAAGUUAUGAAUGGGCAAUUCAAGAUCCUUGUUAGUCGUUUUUUGGCUGCUGAAGGAUUCUCCUUGUCUGAUGGAGCAACCGAUAAUAUCUGGCUUGAUAUUGUUGCUUCGUUAUCGUGGCGUGCUGCCUUACUCGUCAAGCCUGAUGCCAAUAUGGGAAAUGCAAUGGAUCCAGGGUUGUAUGUAAAGGUGAAAUGCAUAGCUUCAGGAUCUUGCCAGCAGAGUGAAGUGAUCAACGGUCUUGUUUUUAAGAAGACCGCCGCACAUAAGCAGAUGCGUGCCAACAUUAAGCAUCCUAAACUGUUGAUUCUUAAGGGUGACAUUGGUCAAUUUUCCACAGGGCUAUCAUCAAUGAAUUCAAUGAAACAGGAAAGCGAGCAGUUGGAGAAAACUCUCAGCGAUAUGAUAGGCAAAUGCCGGCCGGAUGUUAUAUUGGUGGAGAAAGCGGUUUCACGAAAUGUAAAUGAAUAUGUUCAGAAACAAGGAGUUACCUUGGUUAGUGACAUGAAUAUCCAUCGCCUGGAAAGAAUCGCUCUUUGUACUGGUUCUCCAAUCAUCUCAUUGCAGGAUGUUCGUACGAAAACUAACCUUAUUAAGCAGUGUGAAUCUGUCAAUUUCAAAAAAAUUGUUGAGGAGCAUAAUCUAACUGCAGAAGAUGGAAGGAGGUCAUCCAAAACAUUUUUAUUUCUAGAAGGUUUUCCGAAACCUAUGGGAUGCACAAUAUUGCUAAAAGGAUCAACAAGUGAAACAUUGAAGAAGAUUAAGCGUGUUCUCCAUUUCACUGUCUUUGCAGCUUACCAUUUGAUCCUUGAAACAUCAUUUUUCACCGACCAAAGAUCAUUUAUAACCGAAAAAAAUGCUUCCCGUAAAGAGGACUGUUUAAAAAUUGAUUCACAGCUACAUUUUCCUGGUCGCACUUCUGAUGAGCAGUAUGCUAAUAUGGAGGAGUUAGCCGACACUAAAAACUCCAUGUCGCAGCAUCUUCAUGAUUCCGACAUUACGAAUUCCAGCGAUUCCAACAGCCAAUGUAUUCAGUCAUCGCGGCCUGAUCCAGAACCCUCGACAGAUAUUAUUGGGGACAUCUCAUAUAUCAGCUCUGCUGAGUCAACUUCAGGUGAUGGGUUUGAUGGGUCAAAUAUUGCUGCUGCUCCAGAAAAGUUAAAUACGCAUAAAAAGGAAGCAUCUGGCAAGAAAUUUAAAGAAACUUUUGAUGAUGAAACGCACACGGGGACUAGGAUUUCUCUAAACCCUCAGACCAUACUAAUUUCGAUGUCCAGCCAAAACAUCAGGAAUAAAGCAGUUUGUGAGCAGAGUCAUCUUUCCAGGAUAACUUAUUAUGGGAAUUGUGACACAUCUCUUGGGAUGCAUUUGCAAGAUACUUUACUUAAUGAGAAGCACAAUUGCUUAUCAUGUGGUGAGCCUCCAGAAGCUCACAUGUACUCUUACACCCACCAUGAUGGUACCCUCACUGUUCUUGUGAAAAGCCUUCCAUUGGCGGAAGCACUUUCCGGUGAGGGUCAAAGAAGAAUUUGGAUGUGGACCAGGUGCUUGAGAUGCAGUGGUAUGCCCACACCGAGGGUUAUAAUAUCUUCCUCUGCACGCAACCUCUCGUUUGCGAAGUUUUUGGAACUCAGUUUCUCAACACAUUCUUCUGCUAAGAAGCUGUCAACAUGUGGGCAUUUGCUGCACAGGGACUGCCUACGUUUCUUUGGGUUGGGAUCGAAAGUUGCUGUGUUCAGAUACUCAUCUAUUGAAAUAUAUUCCGCUACUAAGCCACCAAUGACUUUGCAGUUCCAUAACCCAAACAGAAAAGAUUGGCUCGAUGUUGAAGUUCAGAGUGUCCUUGUUGAAUGGAAGCUACUUUUCUCUCAAAUUGAAAACACAAUACAAGGCUUGAAAUCAAGAUACUCUGGUGAAGCCAUGGGGAAGAACACAAACAGUUCAGCAUAUGAGGGAAUAUUUUUGGAAGUCAGUAGUAUGCUUGCACAAGAAAGGAAUGAACUUGAGGUUUCUCUGAAGGCAUUUGACCACAUUGCAAGGCCUGAGACUUGUGCUCACGAGAUUCUUAGCUUGAACUGGCUGUAUCAGCAACUUCUUCUUGGAUUCUAUGUUUGGGAUGUCCAUUUGUAUCAUCUUCUUCAGUACAUUAAACUUGAUGGCGCAUCUUCACACAAUUCUAACCACAAAAGCAUACCGGAGAAUGAGCUGAGUUCUAAAAAUAUUUCCAUACCCAUACAUGGGGACGCACUAUCUGUCCUGAAUAUUGGAGUGGAAAGACUGGGAGCAACUAUAAAUUCUUCUGACGAUUUUGACAAUUCUCGUGGUGGCAUAAUUUCAGAGAAGGAUCAGCUUACUGAGAAAUCACCAAUUAAAGAGCUUGGGUCUUCUCCAGGUGAGGUUGAUGAAAAUGGGUCACAUCAAAAUGUGUUACCAGUUAAGAAUGAUGAACACCCUGCACCAGCCAGAGGAAAUGAAAUUUACCCUGUUGCCAUGCCAAGUAAACAUUUGCCUGUAUUACAAAACUUAUUGGAUUUCAUGAGUGAUGACACCAGAGAAUGGGUCUGGAAUAAGUUGAGUCACUUGGAAAUGGAAUACAAGAAAGAAAUUGAAACUGGUGAUUUGAAUAAGUUCCAUCUCAUCAACAAAUACACCCCAACUUCUUCAUCACUGACACAACUCAAAUGUCAAAUGAAUUUGAUGCAUUUUGUAGCUGGCCCCUGUGGUAAUAUUUUGUCAAUUGUUGAUGAAGAGAUAUCUAGCAUCAUUGCUUAUGCACUGGCUAUAUCUGAAGAGCAAGGAAUUUAUUCUGAAGCUGCAUUUGAAAAGGAUGAACUUUUAUCUAAAAGAAAGCUUGAUAAGGUUGCACCUAGCAACUUGGCCAGAGGUACCUCUAUGCAGUCAUCAGUUAUCUCUUCGAAGGAGUCUUUAGAAAAGGAUCAUAGCCUAUUAAACAAUACAUCGUCAUUAUCAUAUGAGGAAUCAACAUCUGGAUUUUAUGAUUCAUUUCUGUCAGCAUUAAAAGAUAUGCAUCCUGAAAUUUGUCUGAAUAGUGAAAAGCUAGGUUUGAAGAGCAAAUACACUGUGGUUUCUGUAUAUGCAAGGCAAUUCUAUGAGCUUCGGAAGAUAUGUUGCCCAUCCGAGCUUGUGUAUAUUUCAUCCAUAAGCCGUUGUAAACUAUGGAAUGCACAAGGUGGUAAGAGCAAUGCUUUUUUUGCGAAAUCAAUGGAUGACAGAUUUAUCAUAAAAGAAAUCAAGAAAACAGAGUUUGACUCGUUCUUAAAGUUUGGUCUUGAAUAUUUCAAGCAUUUUAGUGAAUCUCAGGUCUCAAGUAACCCUACUUGCCUUGCAAAAAUUCUGGGAAUAUAUCAGGUCAAGGAAAUUAGGAAUGGCAAGGAGGCAAGGACUAGUUUCAUGAUUAUGGAGAAUCUUUUAUUUGGCCGUAACAUACUGCGUAGAUAUGAUCUGAAGGGUGCUCUUUUCUCACGAUAUGUUGCUGAUUCAACAAAUCCAGAAAGUGUACUGUUGGAUCAAAAUUUUAUUGAAGACAUGCGUACCAUGCCUAUCUACAUUAAAGGAAAAACCAAAAACUUCAUGGAACGUGCUCUUUGGAAUGAUACAUCCUUUCUAUGUAACAUGAAUGUCAUGGAUUACUCCUUGUUUGUUGGAGUGGACAAACAGAAGAAGGAACUUGUAUUCGGGAUAAUAGAUUACUUGAGGCAAUAUACCUGGGACAAACAACUGGAGUCGUGGGUGAAGACAUCGCUUGUGGUCCCCAAGAAUCUAUCUCCAACAGUAAUCUCUCCAAAGGAGUACAAAUUAAGAUUCAGGGCAUUUAUGUCUCAGUACUUCAAAUCAGUUCCAGAUGGUUGAGCCUCGAGGCGUGAUCAUUUGUGAUGUUGGUGCCUGAACUUAUCUUGAACUCUUGAGUAUGAUCCAUGCUGCCAUGGUCCUUGUCUUGCUGGAAAAUAUGGUUGAGUCCAUGUUUAGCAUGCCAACAGAGUCUUAUAUAUGUGUUCAGUGUUUAGUUUCGUUAUGUUCAUAUUUGUGGUGUGUGUAUGAUUGUCGAUAUUGCUUCUCGGCUGGUGUACAUAGCAUUAGGACUUGAGAUACCCGCAAAAAGGUCAAUGAAUGGUGAUUGGCAUGCACAUACCCAAAGAAAUGAUCUUUGUUGAUGAUCCUAGGGUGGAACAUGUGUAAUCAAAUUUUGAAAUUGGGAAUAGAUGCUGGUAAUAAAACUGUCGAAAAUGA